AUGAUGAUUGGGGUUUUCCUUUCCUCUUUGUGGUUGUGUACUGACUGUAACGGAGAGCCGCGCCUCCGCCUGGUGGGGUUUGUUUCGGACCGGCACGAUGGCGUCCCGAGCCACAGCUCGAGGCUCUCCCAGCUGGGCUCGGUGUCCCAAGGACCUUACUCGAGCGCCCCGCCGCUGUCCCACACCCCGUCGUCAGACUUCCAGCCGCCCUACUUCCCGCCCCCCUACCAGCCGCUCCCCUACCACCAGAGCCAGGACCCCUACUCGCACGUCAAUGACCCCUACUCCCUGAACCCACUGCACCAGCCCCAGCAGCACCCCUGGGGACAACGGCAGCGGCAAGAAGUGGGUUCCGAAGCCGGCUCUCUCCUGCCCCAGCCUCGGGCCGCCUUGCCCCAGCUCUCGGGCCUCGACCCCCGGAGGGACUACCACUCGGUCCGCCGGCCGGACGUGCUGCUGCAUUCGGCGCACCACGGCCUGGACGCGGGCAUGGGUGACAGCCUCUCGCUGCACGGCCUCGGCCAUCCCGGAAUGGAAGACGUCCAGUCAGUUGAAGAUGCCAAUAACAGCGGCAUGAAUCUAUUGGACCAGUCUGUCAUAAAAAAAGUUCCGGUUCCUCCCAAAUCUGUGACUUCUCUGAUGAUGAAUAAAGAUGGCUUCCUGGGAGGCAUGUCCGUCAACACCGGCGAGGUGUUUUGCUCGGUCCCAGGCCGUUUGUCUCUGCUCAGUUCCACUUCAAAGUACAAAGUAACUGUGGGGGAAGUUCAGAGACGGCUUUCGCCCCCGGAAUGCCUCAAUGCGUCUCUCCUCGGCGGCGUCCUCAGAAGAGCCAAAUCGAAAAAUGGGGGGCGAUCUUUGCGAGAAAGGCUAGAAAAAAUCGGUUUGAAUUUACCCGCGGGCAGGCGCAAAGCAGCAAAUGUCACGUUACUCACCUCCCUGGUGGAAGGAGAAGCUGUUCACUUAGCUCGGGAUUUUGGGUACAUAUGUGAAACGGAGUUUCCCGCCAAAGCUGUUUCUGAGUAUUUGAACCGGCAGCACACGGACCCCAGUGACCUGCACUCCCGAAAGAAUAUGCUGCUGGCCACCAAGCAACUUUGUAAAGAAUUUACGGAUCUGCUGGCGCAGGACCGGACGCCGAUCGGGAACAGCCGGCCCAGCCCCAUCCUGGAGCCGGGGAUCCAGAGCUGCCUCACGCACUUCAGCCUCAUCACGCACGGCUUCGGCGCCCCGGCCAUUUGCGCCGCCCUCACGGCCCUGCAGAACUAUCUCACCGAGGCGCUCAAAGGCAUGGACAAGAUGUUCUUGAACAACACCACCACUAACAGGCACACGUCUGGGGAAGGCCCAGGUAGUAAAACUGGCGACAAGGAGGAGAAACACAGGAAAUGAAAAAUUUAAAAAAAAAAAGGAAAAAUGUUUUAAAUACAAAAGGAAAACAGAAAAAGUUUAAUUUUAGCUUUAAAAUAUUGGAUUGGCUUUGGAAGAAUUAUAUUAGGUAGAAUACACAUACAAUCAAAAAAUUUUAAAAAAGCUAAAUAACUAAAAAAAACUGAGGCGUACAACGGAGCGACAAUUUCGGUUCUCAGUGUCUAUUUCAAGAUACACUUGGAGACAACCGUCCGGAUUUUCCACUUCGGUUCUUUCGAGCUUAGUAAUACUGAUAAUAAAAGAAAACCAUGAUUUUUUUUUCCCUUUGGAAAAUAAAAAUAAGACUAAACAUGAGAAAACGCUAACUUAUUGGAAGAAAAUCGGAUAAACAUUGUUGGUGUCAGUGCUUUGAGAGCUGGUUGACUGAGGCGCACGAACUUUUUAAUUUUUAAUAUUUUUUUAGGAAACUCUUUCGCAGUCCCCGCCCUUCCACCUCACCGCCCCCCUCCCCCAGCCACCCUUUUCUACGUUGCCCUCCCUUCCUCAAGCUGUCACGGGAAUCUUCCGGGAUGCAAAUGAGUGUGGUUGGCCCCUGUGCGUGGUGUUUCGGUCCCCUCGGUGCCCCCGCCCCGCCCUGCGUUCUUAACUCACCGGUGCCCAG
Molecule: messenger RNA, 2029 nt
Organism: Diceros bicornis minor
Lineage: Eukaryota; Metazoa; Chordata; Mammalia; Perissodactyla; Rhinocerotidae
Gene: TFAP2B
Product: transcription factor AP-2 beta
Exons: 7
Coding region: 1-1389 (462 amino acids)
Biological process (GO): anatomical structure development; regulation of cell population proliferation; regulation of transcription by RNA polymerase II
Cellular component (GO): nucleus
Molecular function (GO): DNA-binding transcription factor activity, RNA polymerase II-specific; RNA polymerase II transcription regulatory region sequence-specific DNA binding
Source: RefSeq, a predicted model, not a curated record